AUGCGUCUCAUGGUUGUUGGAGGAUUUAUUCCCAUCUCAUUGGGAUUGAUCUCAUCCGGUGUCGCAUCUGGUGCAUCUGUCGCAUCCAUCAUCACACAGGCAGACACCUGCUUCGAACCACCCCCACCAGAACCCAUCGAAGUCAUUCAACUACCACUGCCACCCGUGGCGCCAACCGACGAGAUUGGGGCCUGUACUCAACACCUGAAUCCGCACGGGACAGGAUGCAUGGGCAAAUCAUCCCUGAUGAACGGCGGGGACUUCUCGCCGGAUGGGAACCACGUCCUCGUCAGCUUGAACUUCACCGGGGCACCGUCAGCCCCAGACCCCGCCAGUAUCUACACUGGCGUCCAACUGAUCCUGGUCCGGACCAAUGGGACCAACUUCUCGACGGGGAGCCCGUGGAAAUGCCUGACGUGCGGUGUGCCAGAGAGCCACAGAGGGGGCAGUUCGUCGCUGGCCGACUAUCCGCAAGCCUUCGCCGACGGCCAACGAGCCCUAGCCGGGAACAAUAUCGUCGAGUGUCGAGCGGGCCUUCUCGCCAGUGCGGCAUGCACUCUGGACCAGAUUCACAUCUAUCCCAUCCGGUUAAGCAACACGGCCGACGAUUCCGGGUCCGGGGCCAUUAUUCGUGAGCUGCGCUUGCACCCCGACAAUGUCCACUUGGGCUUCAACUCCUUCUCCGUCACCGCAUCGGGACAACUCAGUCAACACACCUACUUCGGUCGACUGCAGUUCAACGACUCCCCUGCCACGGGCUGCCCUCGCACCGCGCGAUAUGACCUCGUGAACGUGACCGUCCUGGUUGCCCCGGACGGUCCACGCCCUUAUACCGUCACCGGGGAUCAGAUGCAGAUCAAUCGCCAGGCAUUAGUGGUGGGGGAGUUUCGAGGCUUUGCCAGUCGUGGACAAGAGGUCCUGUACAUUGGAGUCCCCUGGGAAUCCUGCAACAUCGAUCUCUUCGCAGCCGACUUGACUACCGGCGAGGUGCGCCGAGUGACAACGCAUCCGGGCUAUGUGGACCCGGUGGGGGUCUCUCCGGAUGGCCGCUGGCAGGUUAUCCUGGACACGCGUGGCACAGAUCGCAUGGAGUUUCUGUCUGCCAUGCGCGGGGUCCCUCCGGUGGUGGACCUACUGACGGUUACCACGGUCGCAUCGGUGCGCAACAAUGGCGAUCGACGCUUCUUCCAGCCAUGGCUGUUGGACGCCCACGGAGACCGCGAUGGUCCUGACUACAAUUACUACGGCCAACAGAUCAACGCUGACGGGGAUGGCCAGCCAGGCAGCAUCAACGACCCCAACUGGAACGCCGGUGCUGAUCCCCGCUGUCGCCAGACCUACCAUCUCGGACUUGUGGCGCCAGUGUCAGACCGAAUUCCUUGGGGGGUUCCUUAUAUCCCCGAAGAGAGCGUGCCGGAAGUCUUCAAUCUACCCCCGGGCAACUAUACGCUACACGGGCAAGUCUCGGGCUCGGCGGACGUGGUUCUUCGCAACACUAAGACUGCGUCAGCCCUUGACUUUGUGGCAGUGAGGUAUCACAAUUACUCCGACGACGGCGUGCAUUAUAUCCAGGGCCACGAGUCGGUGGCCUCCACGCCUUUGUCCGUCACAUCGGCCCGGCUGGAUUGGUAUUCUAACCUGACGGCCACGGGGGCCUCGUACAGCACCAAGGUCACUGGACCCGGUGGGUUUCACGUCGUCGAUGAUGCCAUGCUCAAUGUUUUCGUGGCCAACGGGACCCUCGUCACGACGGUGGACGGGGUGGUAUACAAGCAGCCCUUGACUGGGACGUGA
Messenger RNA from Aspergillus uvarum CBS 121591, 1794 nucleotides. RefSeq lists its product as uncharacterized. Lineage: Eukaryota; Fungi; Ascomycota; Eurotiomycetes; Eurotiales; Aspergillaceae. The record is from RefSeq and is a predicted model, not a curated record. Bases 1 to 1794 code for a protein of 597 amino acids. The transcript is spliced from 2 exons.